Molecule: messenger RNA, 2412 nt
Organism: Talaromyces marneffei
Lineage: Eukaryota; Fungi; Ascomycota; Eurotiomycetes; Eurotiales; Trichocomaceae
Exons: 4
Coding region: 1-2412 (803 amino acids)
Biological process (GO): glucan catabolic process
Molecular function (GO): beta-glucosidase activity
Source: RefSeq, a predicted model, not a curated record
AUGGUUCGGUCCACGAUUCUCGCGACUACUGUCGCCCUAGGGGCACAGUUGGUUCAAGGCCAGUACAUCGAUGACCAGGUCUAUCCAUCUCCCAACGCAACCGGCGCCGGAGACUGGCACGCAGCCUUCCUCCGUGCAACCGCCGCAGUCGCCGAACUAAAUAUCACCGAAAAGGCCUUCUUAGUCACGGGCGUCACGGGCCCUUGCGUCGGAAACAUCGCCGCAAUCCCGCGCAUAGGCUUCAAUGGCCUCUGUCUCCAAGAUGGACCGCUCGCAAUUCGUCAAGCUAGUUAUGCGAGUGUCUUUCCUGCGGGAGUGUCAGUUGCAGCGACCUGGGAUAGGGAUUUGCUUUAUCAACGGGGUGUGGAGAUGGCGGCUGAGUUUAAGGGGAAGGGGGCGCAUGUUGCUCUUGGGCCCGUUGCUGGACCUCUCGGACGAUCUGCCCUCGGCGGAAGAAACUGGGAGGGCUUCUCGCCCGAUCCCUAUCUUACAGGCAUCUCCUUUGCCGAAACGAUCAAGGGGAUGCAAUCCCAGAAAGUCCAGGCAUGUGGAAAACACUACAUCGGCAACGAACAAGAAACCAAACGCAACCCUUCAACUUACCCCAAUGGUACAACGGAGCAAGAAGCCGUAUCCUCCAACAUCGAUGACCGCACCCUUCACGAAUUAUAUCUCUGGCCCUUCUACGAAGGCGUAAAAGCCGGCAUGGCAUCGAUUAUGUGCAGCUACAACCGUAUCAAUGAGACGUAUGCAUGCCAGAACAGCAAGACUCUCAACGGAAUACUCAAAGAAGAGCUCGGGUUUCAGGGCUAUGUUAUGUCUGACUGGGGCGGUACGCACUCGGGACUUGACUCAGCGCUGUCCGGGUUGGAUAUGGACAUGCCUGGUGCAAUCGAUUGGGUUGAUAGUGCUACGAACUCGUAUUUUGGGAACAAUCUGACCACGAUGAUUAACAAUGGCAGUCUUUCGGAGUGGAGACUUGAUGAUAUGGUUAAGCGCAUUCUGACGCCGUACUACUACCUCAAUCAGGAUUCGGAGGAUUAUCCAACCAUUGAUCUUGACGCUGCCCAAUUGUCGUAUGGAUUGUUUGGGGAUGAUUUGCCGAAUUUCUCGUAUUCUUUUAAUUUAGGAAAUUUGACGGAUAUCAACCGGGAUGUGAGAGGAAACCACCGUGACCUGAUUCGAGAGAUUGGCGGUGCGAGUGCUGUUCUUCUCAAAAACACCGACAAUACCCUCCCAUUAUCAAAGAACAUAAAACGCAUCUCGGUCUUUGGCAACGACGCAGCCGAUCUAUCCGGUGGGCCGUACGAUCCAUCAAACACCAACGGUGUGCUAGCGGUCGGUGGUGGAUCAGGGACAGGUCGAUUCACAAACCUCGUUUCACCGCUAGAGGCUAUCAAAUAUCGCAAUCCUCAAGCCUUGGUACAAUAUGUCACAGAUAACACACUCCUCACGCAAGAUACCUCCAGGACACUGGAUACCCUCUACCCUCCCGCGGAUGUGUGUCUCGUAUUCCUCAAAUCAUAUGCGACCGAAGGCUAUGACCGCACCACCUUGAUUGCAGAUGGCAACUCCACCGCUCUCGUCGAGGCUGUCACCAGCUACGGCGGCUGUCCCAGCACCGUCGUCAUCCUCCACUCAGUCGGCGCCAAUCUUCUGCCUUGGGCACACAAUGCCAACAUCACCGGUAUCAUCGCCGCUCAUCUCCCCGGCGAACAAGCCGGCAAUUCCAUCGUGGACGUGUUGUUUGGGGAUGUAAACCCAUCCGGCAAACUCCCCUACACAAUCGCCUACAACGAGAGUGACUACAACGCGCCCACUGUCAAUUUCACGGACGUCGACAACAGUGACGCGAAUAUCUGGCAGUCAAAUUUCACGGAAGGCUUGAUGAUCGACUAUCGCCAUUUCGAUUAUAAUAACAUCACCCCGCAGUAUGAGUUUGGCUAUGGAUUGUCGUAUACCAAUUUCUCGAUAUCGAAUCUGCUCGUUUCGGCGAAGGUCAGCAGUGGGAAAGUAUCAGCGGCUCCGCGACCUCUGGAUGGGGCCAUCGCGCCGCCGGGAGGGAACUCGGAUCUCUACACCGUGCUUGCGAGUGUUCAAGUCACCAUCCAGAAUACAGGUAAAGUCGCAGGUCGUGCCGUGCCACAGGUCUAUCUCUCCUUUCCUUCGGCUCAGACGAAUAUAUCUGAUAACGGGCUGCCGACUCCGGUAAAAGUGCUUCGCGGGUUCGAUAGGACCGACAUACUCAAACCAGGGCAUUCAGUUAAGCUGCGCUUUGAUCUGAGACGUAUGGAUGUUUCGUCGUGGGAUGUGGUGAGGCAGGAAUGGGUUAUUCCGUCGGGGACAUUCGGUGUGUUGGCUGGAUGGAGUAGUCGUCAUUUGCCGUUGAGUGGGAGUUUGAAGGUGCUGUAG